AUGUGUCGUUGGUUUGCAUAUCUGGGCGACGAGCCCCAGCUUCUCGAAGAUCUGAUCAUCCGACCGCGCCACGCCAUAGUGAAGCAAGUCGAUGAGCAUUUCCUCCCGGCCGGACAUGCAAAAGCGCGACCGUUUCUGGGCGAGCUCCAAGUCGCUCCAUUGUCGGCCAACGAUGCCGGCUCACCGAAUCCAUUGACCAACAUGGACGGGUUCGGGGUCGCGUGGUUCACGUCGUCCGAGUGCGAUUUCAACCCAUACACGGAUUUCAAGUGGCCCGAGUCACUUCGGCCAGUCACUUACAAGAACAUCCGGCCGCCGCUGAACGACUUGGUGCUCAAGAGCAUCGUCCGGGGAACUAGUAGCAAUGCUGUCCUCGCACAUAUUCGCGCGGCCCCAGGGUUGACUCCCGUAGUCGAGACCAACUGCCAUCCGUUUGUCUUUGGCCGCCACCUGUUCGCGCACAACGGCAUCCUUGGAUCGUUUCCACGGAUUCGGACAGCCAUCUUGCAGUAUCUGCCGCUGAGGUACCAGCAGGCCAUUGUGGGAACAACCGAUGCUGAGCACAUUGCGGCCGUGUACUUUUUCAUCCUGUGCGGCAAAGACGGGAACUGGGAGACCAUGUAUGACGCCGGAGAGAUGGCGGCAGCGAUGAGGGAGACGAUCGUCAUGCUGGAAAAGAUGCAGACCGAGUUUGGGCCGGUGGAGCGGGAAUUCAACACAUUGAAUCUCGUAGCCAUGUCCGGCAGCACGUUGGUGGCGGUGCGAUACGGCAGUCCGAAGGGUCUUGAGCCGCCGAGCCUGUACUACUCGACCACGGCCGGGGCGACGCUCAACCGCAAGUACAAGGGGUUUCCGAGCGACAUGGGCGACGGCGAGGACGGCGGGGACGGCGGGGACGGCGAUUCUGACGAUGACGGACGCCUGGAGAAGUCGGGCCACGGAGAGCAUGUGGUGGUGGCCAGUGAGCCGAGCACCUUCAACCAGGGCGAAUGGGAGCUGGUCGAGCCUUCGCAGAUGGUGGUGGCGGACAUUGGGGUCGGUGUUUACGUCGAACACCUGUAG
Molecule: messenger RNA, 1062 nt
Organism: Colletotrichum higginsianum IMI 349063
Lineage: Eukaryota; Fungi; Ascomycota; Sordariomycetes; Glomerellales; Glomerellaceae
Product: Glutamine amidotransferase class-II
Exons: 2
Coding region: 1-1062 (353 amino acids)
Source: RefSeq, a predicted model, not a curated record